Messenger RNA from Alternaria rosae, 655 nucleotides. RefSeq lists its product as uncharacterized. NCBI's taxonomy places the organism in Eukaryota, Fungi, Ascomycota, Dothideomycetes, Pleosporales, Pleosporaceae. The record is from RefSeq and is a predicted model, not a curated record. The coding region runs from base 136 to 558 and encodes 140 amino acids. The transcript has 3 exons.
CUGCGCUUUCACCUGCGUCUGUCACAUCUGCGGUCUUGAAGAUGGCAUCAGUUCCAAAUCCUUCUACGCAUAGGGUACAGAUCUGACGCGAUUGUCUUCACCAGUCGUGGGACUAAUAGCCCGAGAACGUACGAAAUGGAAGACCGUGGAGGAAGAGAAGAGAAUUACCAUCGUCGCCAUGUCAAAGCCCCUCUCCACACCGCUCGCAGUAUUACCAGGCCUUCAUCAGUCUCUUUCAAACUCCGCCUACGACCAAGCUCUAGCUCAGUGUCAGACCACACCAUGUGUGUUGACCGAGCUGUCAACGAGCUCCGGGCAGCGCAGGGCACAACGACUACGGGUCGCAUUAUCAACAAGAUUUGCACGCAGCUCGCCAAUGAUAGAGCAACGACGCGUACAGAGCAACUGAUUUGGCUUGCGAAACAUGCUCUCGAUACAUCAGCAGCACCCAAGCGCGACACUGAUAGCAGCAAGGCCUCAGUAUACCAGGAGCCUCCAGAGAAGCGUCAAGAUGAGCAAAAGUCAGCCGCAUCUGAGGCGGACGGCAAAUGUUCUUAGGAAGGCGUUUCCGCAUGGCCGCAUAUGUGGUAGAUUUCCGGUUCAAGCACCUCUUUCCGAUCAUGAGCGCUCCUCUGUCGACAAGUAGUUUUCAGGG